UAUCCCUUCCUCUUUCCCUUCUCCUCCUUCCUUUCCCUUCCUCCUCCUUUCCUCAAAAUCCUUCUACGUACAGCUUAGUUGAAUAGUUUUAAUAAUAAUAAUAAUAACAAUAAUAAAGAGUAGUAUUAAACAAGUGGGUAUAAAAAAAAAAAAAAAAAAACCACUUCUCCUUAAUUUUCCCUUGAUCUCUACUCCAUCCACUUCAUCUGAAAAUUCCAUUUCAACCUCUCUGGGUUUCAUUAAUAUUUUGCAGGUGGUUUUAAACUCGGAAAAUAUGAGCUUCUUCUUCCCCAACCACCACUCUUCUUCUUCUUCUUCCUCCUCCCGCAUGAAGCUGCUCCCGAGAAGAACCCACCACUUCCCCCAUCAUCACCACCACCACCACCAGCACCACCACCAUCGGCGUUCCCAAUACUUGGAGAAGCUCAAGAAGUACUACAAAUGGCUCCUGUGGCUCUCCCUCUCCCUCUACCUCUUCUUCUCCACGGCGACCUCUUCGUCCCCCUCAAAACCACCCCUCGCGCCUGCUUCGUCGUCGUCGUCGCCGCCGCUGCGGAUCUACGUGUACGAUUUGCCGGCGCGGUACAACAGGGACUGGCUGUCGAAUCCGCGGUGCGGGAGCCACCUGUUCGCGGCGGAGGUGGCGAUCCACGAGGCGCUGCUGGCGCACGGCGACCGCGCCCUGGACCCGGCGGACGCCGACCUGUUCUUCGUCCCCGUCUACGUCUCCUGCAACUUCUCGACCCCCACGGGCCUCCCCUCGCUCCGCCACGCCCGCCCCCUCCUCUCCUCCGCCGUCCGCCUCCUCUCCUCCCGCUUCCCCUUCUGGAACCUCUCCCGCGGCCGCGACCACCUCUUCGUCGCCUCCCACGACUUCGCCGCCUGCUUCCACCCCAUGGAGGACGUCGCCGUCGCCGACGGCAUCCCCGAUUUCUUAAGGCACUCCAUCCUCCUCCAGACCUUCGGCUCCCGCCGCCCCCACCCCUGCCAGCAGGCCGCCCACGUCGUCAUCCCUCCCUACGUGUCCCCCGACAUCGCCCUCCACCUCCCCCCCGACCCCGCCGCCGUCCCCCGCGACAUCUGGGCCUUCUUCCGCGGCAAGAUGGAGGUCCAUCCCAAGAACAUCAGCGGCCGCUUCUACAGCAAGAAGGUGAGGACGGAGAUAUUGGAGAGGUACGGGGGGAACCCGAGAUUUUACUUGAAGCGGAAGCGGUAUGCGGGUUAUCGGGCGGAGAUAGCGCGGUCGGUGUUCUGCCUGUGCCCGCUGGGGUGGGCGCCGUGGAGCCCGCGGCUGGUGGAGGCGGUGGUGCUGGGGUGCGUGCCGGUCGUCAUCGCCGACGACAUCCGGCUGCCGUUCCCGGAGGUGGUGCGCUGGGAGGAGAUAUCGCUGGCGGUGCCCGAGCGCGACGUGGCGCGGCUCGAGGCCGUGCUCGACCACGUGGCGGCGACCAACCUCUCCGAGAUACAGCGCAACCUGUGGGACCCGGCCAAGCGCCGGGCGCUGCUGUUCCACCGCCCGAUGGAGGAGGGCGACGCCACGUGGCAGGCGAUGAGGGAGCUGCGCGCCAUGCUCGGCCGGUCCCGGCGGAGGAGGCGGCCGCGCGGCGAAUCCGGAGCCGACACGUGGAGGAGUUGCGUAAGGCCCGUCCAAUAUAGGAAGAGCAAAGUGAUGACGCGGCACAAUCACAACCGUCCGAUAUACGGGCCCACGUGUCGGUCUCACAGCCAUCUCAUAUAACCGUUACACUGAUUCCUGUUCCCAGGCUACAGA
Ananas comosus (pineapple) is the source of this 1771-nucleotide messenger RNA. Its product is annotated as probable glucuronosyltransferase Os03g0107900. The coding region runs from base 275 to 1738 and encodes 487 amino acids. The record is from RefSeq and is a predicted model, not a curated record. Gene Ontology annotation, molecular function: glycosyltransferase activity. The transcript is spliced from 4 exons. Lineage: Eukaryota; Viridiplantae; Streptophyta; Magnoliopsida; Poales; Bromeliaceae.